This is a messenger RNA of Exophiala spinifera, 2031 nucleotides long. RefSeq names its product hsp72-like protein. Lineage: Eukaryota; Fungi; Ascomycota; Eurotiomycetes; Chaetothyriales; Herpotrichiellaceae. The transcript is spliced from 2 exons. The coding region runs from base 1 to 2031 and encodes 676 amino acids. Gene Ontology annotation, molecular function: misfolded protein binding; ATP binding; ATP hydrolysis activity. Gene Ontology annotation, biological process: vesicle-mediated transport; protein refolding; cellular response to unfolded protein. Gene Ontology annotation, cellular component: plasma membrane; cytoplasm; nucleus. The record is from RefSeq and is a predicted model, not a curated record.
AUGGCUCCCGCCAUCGGUAAGUCGACACCGCAACCUCACCCUGAGUCACAGCAACAGCAAGCUAACACACCGUCCAUAGGUAUCGAUCUAGGUACAACCUACUCAUGUGUGGGCAUUUUCCGAGAUGACCGCAUCGAAAUCAUUGCCAACGACCAAGGCAACCGAACAACCCCUUCAUUCGUCGCCUUUACGGACACUGAGCGUCUGAUCGGUGAUGCUGCAAAGAACCAAGUCGCCAUGAACCCUCAGAACACAGUCUUCGAUGCCAAGCGACUGAUCGGCCGAAAGUUCACGGAUGCCGAAGUCCAGGCUGAUAUGAAGCACUUCCCAUUCAAGGUCAUCGACAAGGGUGGAAAGCCAGUCAUCGAAGUCGAGUUCAAGGGCGAGGUCAAGCACUUCACACCCGAAGAAAUCUCAUCCAUGGUCUUGACCAAGAUGAGAGAGACAGCCGAGUCCUAUCUCGGUGGCACUGUCAACAACGCAGUCAUCACUGUCCCUGCAUACUUCAACGACUCUCAACGUCAAGCCACCAAGGACGCUGGUCUCAUUGCCGGCCUCAACGUCCUCCGCAUCAUCAACGAACCUACCGCAGCUGCCAUUGCCUACGGUCUUGACAAGAAGGCUACUGGCGAGCGCAAUGUCCUCAUCUUCGAUCUCGGUGGAGGUACUUUCGAUGUUUCCCUCCUGACCAUCGAAGAGGGUAUCUUCGAAGUCAAGUCUACUGCUGGUGACACUCACUUGGGUGGUGAGGACUUUGACAAUCGUCUGGUUAACCAUUUCGUUACUGAGUUCAAAAGAAAGUAUAAAAAAGAUCUCUCAUCCAACGCCCGUGCUCUCAGACGUCUUCGAACCGCCUGCGAGCGUGCCAAGCGCACUCUGUCCUCAUCUGCACAGACCUCCAUUGAGAUCGACUCCCUCUACGAAGGUAUCGACUUCUACACCUCGAUCACCCGUGCCCGUUUCGAGGAACUUUGCCAGGACCUCUUCCGCUCUACCAUGGAGCCUGUUGAGCGUGUCCUGCGCGAUGCGAAGAUCGACAAGUCUUCUGUCCACGAGAUCGUCUUGGUCGGUGGUUCUACCCGUAUCCCCAAGAUUCAGAAGAUGGUCUCCGACUUCUUCAACGGAAAGGAGCCAAACAAGUCGAUCAACCCUGAUGAGGCUGUCGCCUACGGAGCUGCUGUCCAAGCUGCUAUCCUGUCUGGUGAUACCUCCUCCAAGUCCACCCAAGAAAUCUUGCUGCUUGAUGUCGCACCGCUCUCCAUCGGUAUCGAGACUGCUGGUGGUGUCAUGACUCCUCUGAUCAAGCGCAACACCACUAUUCCUACCAAGAAGUCUGAGACUUUCUCGACUUUCUCUGACAACCAACCCGGUGUGCUCAUUCAAGUCUACGAGGGUGAGCGUGCCCGCACAAAGGACAACAACCUGCUAGGCAAGUUCGAACUGUCUGGCAUUCCUCCUGCUCCACGUGGUGUUCCUCAGAUUGAGGUCACCUUUGAUGUCGACGCCAACGGUAUCAUCAACGUCUCCGCCGUCGAGAAGGGUACUGGAAAGUCCAACAAGAUUGUCAUCACUAACGACAAGGGUCGUCUUUCCAAGGAGGAGAUCGAGCGCAUGCUUUCUGAGGCUGAGAAGUACAAGGCUGAAGAUGAGGCUGAAGCUGCACGUAUCUCCGCCAAGAACGGUCUUGAAUCAUAUGCCUACUCCCUCAAGAACACUCUAUCCGAUUCCAAGGUCGAUGAGAAGCUUGACGCAUCUGACAAGGAGAAGCUCAAGGCUGAAAUCGACAAGGUCAUCUCCUGGUUGGACGAGAACCAGACCGCCACCAAGGAUGAGUACGAGUCUCAACAGAAGGAGCUUGAAGGUGUUGCAAACCCCAUCAUGAUGAAGUUCUACGGCGCCGGCGGUGAAGGUGGAAUGCCCGGUGGCCCAGGUGGUUUCCCUGGUGCCGGUGCCGGUCCAGGUGGUUUCCCUGGCGCAGGUGCUGGUGGCCACGGUGGUGAUGAUGGCCCAACCGUUGAGGAGGUUGACUAA